AGGGAAAGAGAAAGGUUAGAGGAGAAAGCAAGGGCGGUGGGGAGAAGUCGUCUUUAUCUAUCGGAGCUCAACAGCGAGUAGUAAUGGGGAAGCCAUCCCUCCUCCCCCUGUCGCUCUAUAAAGGCGUCUCCUUUUCGCUUGUGUUCGUUUCAUUUCUUUGUUCCGAUUCCUAUCGUGGUGUUUGAUUCGUGGAGCGAGUCGCUGGGGUGUUGCGUUUCCGUUUCCUUCUCCUGCACGGGGUGACUCCGCUUGGCAGAAUUUGAUGCAAAGGUGCUUUCUUUCUGCGGCCUUGGCGUCCUUGAUUCGGCGUUUUCAGCUGCCGGGAGGCGAGGGUUAACGGUGCGGGGAGAUGGCGCGGCGAUUUGAGGGGGAAGGUUCGGGUCCGGGGAUCCCUAGACGCCCGUAUGAUGAUCCUCAACAAACCGGCGAUGCCGUUGCAGAUAACGCCCUAUUCGAUGCCUCACGAUAUGCAUUCUUUGGAAAGGAAGACGCUGAGUUGGGGUGUUUGGAAGACGAUGAAGGUCAUAAUGCUAGUUUUAUUAGGAUCGAUGAUGAGUACCACUUCCCUAUUAUUAAAGACAGAGAGGAAGUUGGUCAUUCCGGAGUACAAGAUGUAAAUGAGGUUGUAGGGUUAGGCUAUUUAUCUGAUGGUGAUGACCUUGCAAGCACUUUUGCAAAGUUAAACAGAGUGGUUAGUGGUCCAAGGAGUGCUGGAGUUAUCGGUGAUAGAGGAUCUUUUUCUAGAGAAAGUUCUUCAACUGCAGACUGGACACAGGAUGAAGAUUAUUUAAACUGGAUUGAUCAGCAAAUAUUAGAUGCUGAAAAUAUUCAGGAGGGCAAGAGAUGGUGGUCACAACCACGUCCCUCAUCGUCUCAACAUUCUUUAUCAAAACCAUUGUACAGAGCUUCGUCAUACCCACAACAGCCACAUUAUCAACAACCGUUUCAGCAGCAGCAGCAGCAGGGGAGGCAGCAAUACAGUCAGGACUCAAUCCUUUCAUCCAGCUCAAUUUUCACUUCCUACGAUUCACAUGGUGGACCAUCUCAGUCACCAUCAAAUCUUACACGGCAUUUAAGCAUUCCCUCUCUUGAUACUGGGUUCCAGUUACCUGGUCUAACUCUGGCCCCCUAUUCUGAUCCUCAGCAACAUUCAGGAAGAUUGGGUCAUUCAUCGCACUAUGGUCAUGACGUAGCCCACAACAUAGUUCCUAGUCCUACUACUAGCGGUUGGACAAGGGACUAUUUGCUGAACCAUACUGGUCUAUUUUCUAGUGGCAAUGUGUCACCUAACAGGCUUCAGCAACAAUUGUCUCUGCCAAGCAAUUUGAUAGCUUCACAAAUAUUAACACAGCAUCAACAGCAUAGAUUGCCACAGUUCCAACCAUCUCAUCUCCGUUUCUCUCACUUGCAAGCUAAUUUGUUUGACCCCCAUUGUUCCCCUUCGCAUAUGAGGAACAAGUUUGACUUAGCUAUUCCCAUGCCUGAUCUAAGAGACAAUAGACACAGGGCAUCACAAAAAGCAAGGCAGCAUAUUCGAUUUUCUCAUGGGUCCUCUGAUACUGGCAGCUCUAAAGGAGAUAACAAAUGGCCACAGAUUAGAUCAAAGUACAUGGCACCUGAAGAAAUAGAAAGCAUUUUGAAGAUGCAAAAUGCAGCAAGCCACAACAACGAUCCUUAUAUAACUGACUAUUAUCACCAAGCUUGUCUUGCAAAGAAAUCAACUGGAAGGCCGAAAAACAAUUUUUAUCCAAGAAGCAUAAAAGACUUGCUUUCUCGGUCACGUGGUAGUAAUGAAUCACAUGCAUCUCUUCAGAUUGAUGCAGCAGGGAAGGUUCCAUUCUCUUCAGUUCGCAGACCUUCCCCUCUUCUUGAAGUUGACAUGCUGCCCCGUUAUGCGGAUGGCUUGUGUGAACAGAAGUCUUCAACGAAGUCCCUUGAGCAGGAGCCACUUGUAGCUGCUAGAAUCACCAUUGAAGAUGGGAUCUACCUUCUCCUUGAUGUAGAUGAUAUUGAUCGGCUUUUGCAGUACAAUCCUCCACAAGAUGGUGGAUCACAACUGAGGCGGAGAAGACAGGUUUCUCUGGAUGGACUUGCAGCAUCACUUAAUCUUGUUGAUCCACUGAGACCUGGUGGAUCUGGUUAUUCUGGUCUUGGUCCAAAGGAUGACAUUGUCUUCCUUCGCAUAGUCUCUCUUGCCAAGGGCCAGAAACUCAUAUCACGCUAUCUUCAACUCCUCAACCCUGGAAGUGAUCUCACAAGAAUAGUCUGCAUGGCCAUUUUCCGGCACUUGAGGUUUUUAUUUGGUGGUUUGUCAUCAGAUUCCAGUUCAUCAGAAACAGUGAAAAUCCUAGCAAAGACUGUUUCUUUUUGCGUGCACAAUAUGGAAUUAAGUGCACUCAGUGCAUGUCUUGCUGCCAUUGUCUGUUCAACUGAACAACCACCUCUUCGCCCAAUUGGAAGUGCUUCUGGUGAUGGAGCCACCAUUGUCAUAAAAUCUGUUCUUGAUCGAGCAACUCAUCUUCUGACAGAUCCUCAUGCUGCAGGCUCUUACAGCAUAUCUAAGCGGACUCUGUGGCAGGCAUCAUUUGAUGCUUUCUUUGGGCUUCUGACGGAAUAUUGUCUGAGUAAAUAUGAUAGCAUUCUGCAAAUGUUACUUGGCGGGGCAUCAAAUAAUGCGGUACUCGGCUCUGAGGCAACUAUUGCAAUAAGAAGGGAGAUGCCUGUUGAUCUCUUACGGGCAAGUCUUCCUCAUACAAGUGAGCAUCAACGCAAGGUUUUGAUUGACUUUGCACAGAAAUUGAUGCCUGUUACAUCUUUUAGUGAACAUGGAAGUAUUAGCUGACCAACAAUCUUGGAAUCUAUUCUUAGUUGAUGCCUUUGAAAAAGAGAAAAUAGAUGGAUAUCAAGAACGGUGUGGUAAAUGGUAUUUCUGUUUUCUCGCAAAAUUGGCUCUUCAAUUAACUGAGCCAUGGUUUGAAUAUUAUGUUGGGCCAAGGAAUUUGUGGGAUCAGGUAACUUCUUUUCUCAUGUUGGUAGUACUCUUAGCUUCAUUGUCUUAAUAGGAGUUGUGCCACUUGUGCCGGGUGGAGUGGUGGUCAGUCUUCAACGAAGAUAAAGAUUGCUUCUCUGGAAGAACUCCAAAAAGAAAUAUCAGAAGUGACUUGAGAGACAAACAAGCACUGUUGUUACUACUUUCUCCCCCUUGUAUUAAAGCAUUUGGGUGGUGGUGGCGCCUAGACCAUGUUAUUUUCAUGCUUUAUUGGUAAGAAGAUUCAUCUAGCCAGUCUUGAGUACAUAACUUGCACUAUGCAAUCGACACCCUUGUAGUUCUUCCUUCAAGGUUACAUGGAUUCAUAAUGGUUGUCUCUUGUUAGUUUUUAACUCUUUUAGAUUGCUUUUUCAUUACGGUUGUGUGAACUGUAUCUGCUCAUUCUCAAUUGAAGCAUCAAAAUUACUUCUUCGACAAACUCUGCGCUUGGAUCAAUGAUUCUUUAGCAGUUAAGAUGUAUGCCAAAUGCAGAAUCAUUGUUGGGAAAGAAGAAGAAACUAGUGGAGUGUGCAAUUUUUGUUGGUUUAAACUCAGGUUCAGUGUGUAUUUUGCAAAAGACAAUAGUGAUCAGCUAGUUUUGUGCUAUUUAUGAUCUCAUAUUUGUCUCCUCUAUCAUCUGUUAUCAGCAAGGGUGCAAUUCUAGUGUACUUCAAAGAAAAUGAUUGAUUAUGCUUAUUCUAAAAGCUAUGGGUUUUGUAA
Messenger RNA from Zingiber officinale, 3748 nucleotides. RefSeq names its product protein PAT1 homolog 1-like. Gene Ontology annotation, molecular function: RNA binding. Bases 350 to 2842 code for a protein of 830 amino acids. NCBI's taxonomy places the organism in Eukaryota, Viridiplantae, Streptophyta, Magnoliopsida, Zingiberales, Zingiberaceae. Gene Ontology annotation, biological process: deadenylation-dependent decapping of nuclear-transcribed mRNA; P-body assembly. The transcript is spliced from 5 exons. Gene Ontology annotation, cellular component: P-body. The record is from RefSeq and is a predicted model, not a curated record.